AGCUCCAAGAGGUCAGUAUGACUCCUUGGGAGGGAGGGUAAGGGUGACACUACAGCAAUCACUUGGGGACAGUGCAAGGAUUAUGCUGCCUUCAGCCCUCACUGACUUUUGGUAAAAGAUCCUGGCUCAGCCUCCACAGUCCCAGCCUGGGGAUGAGCCUCAGGUGUGUGUGAGCAUCCUCCUCCCCAAGUGGCUAACAGAGCACUCAGGGAACAGAGCAAGAGGCACUGCAGCCUUCGAGAUAACAGAAUAAAAUGUGUAAGAUGGAGUUUUGUUAGAGGCAAACCCCCACACCUCAACAAAUGCAUGUUUGGAUCUGGUGACUCCAAGCCCUGGCACUGGAACUCUGGAAAUGCUGUUGCCAAAAGCCCCCAGGAGAAGGGGAGUGUUUGGCUGCUCCGAGCUCCACGGCGCUGUCGGAUCAUAACCGGUGCUGACCACACCUAGAGCUCAGUCCUCGUGUGGGCUGCACACGCACACUCUGCUCCUGCUCCCGGAUCACGGCAGGAUCAGCCUGCGGCACAACCCCCCUGGAAAAGGGACAGCUGCACAACAAAACUAGGGAGAAACACCAACUUGCUGAAGUAGAGCCUGUCAUCUGCCUGGGCCGGAGAGGAGCCAGCCCCAGGGAGCCGGGAGAGCCAUGCCGGACUCCUUCACCAUCCACUUCCUCAAGGUGCUGCGGGAGCUGCUGGCCUUCGUGCUGUUCAGCUACACAGUGCUGCUCGGGGCGCUGCUGCUGGCCGGCUGGACCACCUACUUCUUGGUGCUAAAAUGAGGGCUCUGCCCCUGUUCCUGCUCCCAUGGGCUUUCCAGAGGCACCCGGCUCCACGGCACAGCUCCACACACGGGAUGGAGGCCCCUUUCCCCUGCGCCAAACCUGUGAGAGUUUUCUGCUGUCGCUGCCUCAUCGCGGUCUUAUUUUCCUAUGUAA
Molecule: messenger RNA, 934 nt
Organism: Poecile atricapillus (Black-capped chickadee)
Lineage: Eukaryota; Metazoa; Chordata; Aves; Passeriformes; Paridae
Exons: 2
Coding region: 644-778 (44 amino acids)
Source: RefSeq, a predicted model, not a curated record